UGGUAACCCCAUGUUGUAACUGUCAUCCGGUCAUUAGCUUUGCUUUAUUUGUGCCGCUGAUCCUAUUUUAUAAAAUAAACAAGAUAAAAAAUGAAUUAGCAUAUCAAAGCAUUUGAGCUAUACCGUGCAGUGCAUUCAAUAAAGACUGGAAGGAAGUGCUAAAAAUAAAAUGGCCCCGCAGUACAUUUUGUCGCUGAUCCUUCUCCUCACCUACAAUAUGGUGCAGCAUUGUGCUUCUGCAGCGGUUCACAGCCACAGCCUUGAGCAGAACCAGGAGCGAGAGUCUGAUGGGAGUUUUCGUCCGCGAGACUUCGACCACUACAGCGAGGGCAGUCACAACUCUGAGUUCGACCACGAGGCCAUAUUAGGUAGUGUAAAAGAAGCUGAAGAGUUUGACAAGCUGAAGCCGGAGGAGUCCCGGCGGAGGCUGGGGCAGCUCCUGCCGCAGAUGGACCUCAACAAAGACCAGAGCAUCGACAGGUCUGAGCUGAAGGCAUGGAUUCUAAACUCAUUCAUAAAACUAUCCAAAGAGGAAGCUGAGGAACGCAUGAACGAGGUAGACAGCAACAAAGACGGGCUGGUGACGUGGCCGGAGUACAUGCAGGACGCGUUCGGGGCCGACGACGACGAGGAGGCCGGCCCGGGGGACACCGGCGACACCGGCAUGUUGGUGCGAGAAGAGAAGUUGAUGUGGGCGAUCGCAGACGUAGACGGCGACGGCGCGCUCAAUUUUGAGGAGUUCAAGACAUUCUCAAACCCCGAGGAGCAUGAGGUGAUGUUCCCGUUCCUGGUGAACCAGACGCUGAAGGACAAAGACGAGGACAAGAACGGCAAACUGGACUUCCACGAGUAUGUAGGCUCCAGAGGAAGACACGAAGACAAAUCAUGGCUUGUAUCUGAAAAGGAGAAAUUCGAUGACCUCGACCUGGACGGAGACGGGAAACUUGACGAGAAGGAGGUCAAGAAGUGGGUCAUACCGGACAAUGAUCGCGUGUCUGUCUUCAGGGAAAUCGCCGAGGAGGAAGUGGAUCACUUGUUCACAGCGGCCGACGACGACCACAACGAUGUACUGUCGUUCGAGGAGAUCCUGGCUCACCACGACGUGUUCGUGGGGAGCGAGGCCACCGACUACGGCAGCGACCUCUACGGGGAGCACUUUGACGACGAACUGUGAGCGGCGAUACGCGCGCACGUCGAUAUUGUGAGAUCGCAACGUUACCGCUCCAGGUGGCCGAAAUAUGCACUAAAUCUGACAGCUAUCAAUGCCAAGUUGACAGAUGUCAACGUCAAAUCGUUAUUGGCGCCACCGGAGCGGGUAAUUUCGCGGCCCACCAUGCGCGUGCAGCUUACGUGUCGGAUGUUCCUAUUGAUGGCCACAUUUUUUUACGUGUUCGGAAUGGACAGCACCCUGUAUUACGAGAAUAUUAUCGACGUGGAGAAGGCCUGUCAGGACACUUUGAUAGCGGCAUUGAAUACUAUCGUCUACGGGCAUAUGGAUGCGUUCACAGACAACAGACUGUUCUAUUUCGCGUGCACGGCUAAUCUAUGUUACUUGCGCAGGUAGAACGACAUUUUUAGGAUUUAUUAUGUUUACCUCCACAUAGUGAUUUUUUUUGCGAGUUUAGAAAUGGAAUAGUUUUAAUUUAUUGUUAAGUAAUUUAUUUCAAAUCAAAUGAAUCUUUAUUUUAAAGUUAAGUUUAUAUAUUUGCUAAUAAAUCGAUAGAUUUUCAAAAAUGUUACUUGUACUAUACAGUAUAACCACAUUUAUGAAUGUUUCUCAAUUUAUAAAACUGACAUUUGUUCUAUAUUUUUGACGUUCUUUGUAAUUGUAUAAAUCUCAGCACAAUCCUGAAUUAGAGUACUAGUCAUAACUACCCCCAUCAAACACCCAAAUUCAAAGGUCCUAAUUGCAUGAGCGUUUUUUAAACCACCUGACUGCCUACGAACUUGAUUGCUCUUUCACUUUAGGUAUAUAUCGUAUCUUCGAUCCUUGUCUUUCGUGCAAGACGUCAAAAAACGCUCUUGCGAAUGAGGCCUACGUGAAUGGUAGGUUCGUAUUUCUGUAUAUAUUAUAAAAUGUUAGGAUUUUAACUCCUACAAAAUCGUAUAAGAAUAAUGACAUUAAACUAUGUAUAUCACUAAUAAAAAAAAAAUUGAUUUUCUUCUCAAAUAGGUGCGAUGUAGAUAGGUAAGGUAAAUAAGAAACGAUUAUUUCAAAAAAAUUCAGGAAAUACCAAAAAAAACACUAACUUGGGAGAAAAUCUCAAUAUAAUGUAGUUAGGUGCCAUAAAUAAUAUGUACUUAGAACCAAAUGUGAGUCUAAUUGAAAUCGUGUACGUCGUAUUUUAAAAAUAAAGUAUUUGUAUUA
Molecule: messenger RNA, 2368 nt
Organism: Amyelois transitella
Lineage: Eukaryota; Metazoa; Arthropoda; Insecta; Lepidoptera; Pyralidae
Product: reticulocalbin-2
Exons: 8
Coding region: 170-1174 (334 amino acids)
Cellular component (GO): endoplasmic reticulum
Molecular function (GO): calcium ion binding
Source: RefSeq, a predicted model, not a curated record